Molecule: messenger RNA, 360 nt
Organism: Bacidia gigantensis
Lineage: Eukaryota; Fungi; Ascomycota; Lecanoromycetes; Lecanorales; Ramalinaceae
Exons: 2
Coding region: 1-360 (119 amino acids)
Source: RefSeq, a predicted model, not a curated record
AUGAAGGGAACAGUUGGGCUAGCGGGUACACCGCCAGUACCUGUUCCUCCAGAUCCAGUCCCGCUACCCGUAGCCGAGGGUGCAGUACCAGCAAUACCGCCAGAACCGCCAGAAAUCGGAUAUGGAGCAACUGAGGGAUCGCUACCAUUGGAGAUUCGAGAAGGAUUGCUGAUGAGGCUGAACUCGAUGACUGUGGCUGAUGGAACUGUCGUUGUAUUGCCCGGCGUGACAGUCACGGUGGCCGAGGGUACAGUUGUGACACCUGGAGUGACGGUCACGGUGGUUGAGGGUACUGUGGUUACACUUGGUGUACCGCUUGUGCAGCCUGGAACAGGGAAUGAGCCGUUGGGCGCGCCAUAA